CCCUGCACUUCCCACACACACACACUCUCUCCCUCUCUGCUCAGUCUCACAGCUCAACUUUCUGUACCUGUCAAUUUCGUCACUUCGAAGACGAAACUCCCAUCAGAUAUCAAGCGAGAGAGCAGCUAUAUUGGUGAUUGCUGUGCCGAGACGCAUGCUGUUUAUCGACAGCGAGUGGCAGGAACCUGUCCUGAGGAAGCGGAUUCCCAUCAUUAACCCCACUACCGAGGAAAUCAUCGGGGAUAUUCCAGCUGCUACUGCUGAAGAUGUGGAGCUUGCUGUCCGUGCUGCUCGGAGAGCCCUCGCCAGGAACAAGGGAAAAGAUUGGUCAACAGCCUCCAGUGCCGUGCGUGCCAAGUAUAUGAGGGCUAUUGCUGCUAAGAUAAAGGAGCGGAAAUCUCAACUGGCUAAACUCGAGGUAAUGGAUUGUGGGAAGCCUUACGAUGAAGCAACAUCGGAUAUGGAUGAUGUUGCUGGCUGUUUUGAGUAUUAUGCUGACCUUGCUGAAGGGUUAGAUGCAAAACAGAAGGCUCCUAUCUCUUUUCCAUCGGAAACAUUUAAAAGCCACGUCCUCAAGGAACCCAUCGGAGUGGUCGGGUUGAUUUCACCAUGGAACUAUCCUCUCUUGAUGGCUACCUGGAAAGUGGCUCCUGCUUUGGCUGCCGGAUGUGCUGCAAUACUGAAGCCAUCCGAGUUGGCAUCCGUAACGUGCUUGGAGCUUGCUGAUGUUUGUCGAGAGGUGGGUCUUCCUGCUGGUGUUCUCAAUAUCCUGACGGGGCUAGGUCCAGAAGCUGGAGCUCCCCUGGCAUCUCAUCCUCAUGUCGACAAGAUUACAUUUACAGGAAGUAAUGCUACGGGGCACAAGAUAAUGGCAUCUGCAGCUCAACUUGUUAAGCCAGUAUCCUUGGAGCUCGGAGGGAAAAGCCCGAUUGUUGUGUUUCAGGAUGUUGAUCUUGAUAGAGCGGCCGAAUGGACCAUGUUUGGUUGCUUUUGGACGAAUGGUCAAAUUUGUAGUGCAACAUCUCAUCUUCUCGUGCAAGAAAGCAUAGCAGCCGAGUUUCUUGACAGGCUUGUCAAAUGGACCAAAAACAUCAAAACACUGAUCCUUUCGAAGAAGUAUGAGAAAAUAUUGAAGUUUAUAUCUAGAGCCAAAAGUGAAGGAGCGACCGUUUUAUGCGGCGGGGAUCAACCCAAGCACUUAAAUAAGGGAUACUUCAUCGAACCAACCAUCAUAACUAAUGUCGAUAGAUCCAUGGAGAUAUGGAGAGAGGAAGUCUUUGGGCCUGUUCUCUGUGUUAAAACAUUUAGCACGGAAGAGGAGGCCCUUGAGUUGGCAAAUGAUUCCCAGUACGCCUUAGCAGCAGCUGUUAUAUCAAAUGAUUUGGAAAGAUGUGAGCGGAUGACUCGGGCCUUUCAGGCGGGCAUCGUGUGGGUCAACUGCUCCCAGCCAUGCUUCACUUAAAAUCCAUGGGGAGAAAACAAGCGCAGUGGUUUUGGUCGGGAACUUGGGGAAUGGGGGCUCGAGAACUACUUGACUGUGAAGCAGGUGACACAGUAUAUCUCAGGUGACCCAUGGGGAUGGUAUCAAUCACCUUCAAAGCUGUGAAAAUCCUCUGGGGUCAGGUUCGGUAACAGACAUUGUGGGAGACAUUGCUGUCAGUAACAGACGUGCAGUUAUAUCGAGAAGUAACGGAAAUAAAUU
This is a messenger RNA of Punica granatum (pomegranate), 1702 nucleotides long. Lineage: Eukaryota; Viridiplantae; Streptophyta; Magnoliopsida; Myrtales; Lythraceae. The record is from RefSeq and is a predicted model, not a curated record.